Messenger RNA from Aspergillus ochraceoroseus IBT 24754, 480 nucleotides. Its product is annotated as NUDIX hydrolase. The transcript is spliced from 2 exons. Gene Ontology annotation, molecular function: bis(5'-adenosyl)-hexaphosphatase activity; diphosphoinositol-polyphosphate diphosphatase activity; endopolyphosphatase activity. Bases 1 to 480 code for a protein of 159 amino acids. The record is from RefSeq and is a predicted model, not a curated record. NCBI's taxonomy places the organism in Eukaryota, Fungi, Ascomycota, Eurotiomycetes, Eurotiales, Aspergillaceae. Gene Ontology annotation, biological process: diphosphoinositol polyphosphate metabolic process; diadenosine pentaphosphate catabolic process; adenosine 5'-(hexahydrogen pentaphosphate) catabolic process. Gene Ontology annotation, cellular component: nucleus; cytoplasm.
AUGGUGGACCAGGUUCGUUCAAUGGAGUCCCGCGUAGGGCGAAAAAACCAACGCUACGGACCAAAGGGUGAACGGCUCGUGGCGGGUGUAGUCCCGCUUUCCGCAGACAAAAGCUUGGUUCUGAUGAUCCAGUCCUCCGGGCGAGGUGGAUGGGUGCUUCCCAAGGGUGGGUGGGAGACCGACGAGGGAAGUGCCCAGCAAGCUGCUUGCAGAGAGGCCUGGGAAGAAGCUGGCGUAAUAUGCACGGUGCUCAAAGAUCUGGGAAUAAUUCCGGAUAUGCGGCCGUCCACAUUGCUGACGGCCACGGCACCCAAGGCUUCAUAUCAGUUUUUCGAGGUUGCCGUGGACCGGGAGGAGGACCGGUGGCCCGAGAUGCACAAGCGGAAGCGGCAAUGGGUGAACUACACCCAAGCUGCAGCAGCUCUGGCCUGUCGUCCAGAGCUCUUGGAGGCAUUAAAUCGCAGUUCUGUGAAGAGAUAG